AUGGGUGUCACAUUAACGGAACUUAAUUUGAGUGAAUUAGAAAGUCAGAUUCGCAGAGAUUCUGAAUCAUAUUUAUCGGACUUUCAAGCCCAGUAUGGGAACUAUAUUGCAUUGGAAGCCACAUAUCUGUCCGCUCCAUCUGAAUAUGUUCCGAAACUGGAGAGUCUUUUGAGAUUUUUUUCGCAGAUUAUUCAUUUAUACCCUACGUAUGCCAGAACAUUCAGUGAAAAUGUUAGAACUGCUUUACUCUCCCGUUUCUUUGGAAUGGAUGUUCAUAUGCGAAUGGCUUAUUUAAAAGCUUUCAUGUGCCUAAGAACGAGAGAUCUCAUCAACCUACAGGAGUCCGUUGAGGUUGCUUUUCGUCUUCACAGAUGUCACGAUAAAUGGGUUCGCAAAACAUUGCGUGGUUUCGUUAUUGCUGAUAUGAAAAGAACCAAUUUAAAGAAUAAUAAUGCUAAAGCUAACGCGGUGAUCAGGACUCUUCUGGCCAACGCGGUGAAAGACAACGAUACAGCUGUUGCUAAGGAAGCUGUAAUUCUUCUAGUGGAACUUUACCGACGAAAUGUCUGGAGAAAUGAAAAAUGUGUCAACAUGAUUUCAAGCGCUUGCUUAGCUAAAUCGAAUAAAGUUUAUUCAAAGGCAGUUCGAUUUUUUCUCGGUCAUGAUGAGAUGUCUAUUCAGGAUGAUAGUGACAGUGAUUUUGACGAGAAUGUUGGCGUCAAUACUCGAAUCAAACAGUUGAGAUUGGCUCAUCGUGUUGGCGCUAAAACAAACAAACGUAAGAAGCGUAUGGAUCGCAAUGUUGACAAUUUGAUGCGUCAAAGCAAACGCAAAGCGAAGGAACGCUUACCACAGGGUAUUAAUGUCUAUGCCAUCACACUGAUUAACGAUCCCCAGACUUUUGCCGAAAAGCUGUUCCACAAAUUAGAGAAAUGUAACGAUAGAUUGGAAAUGAGAAUGCUACUGAUUGAAUUGAUUAGUCAUCUCAUUGGGGUUCAUCAAUUGCUACUUAUGAACUUCUAUCCGUCACUUCAACGUUUCCUCCGUCCCCAACAAAGAGAAAUUACUCGUCUCCUUUUGUUUGCCGCUCAGGCCAGUCAUGAUCAAGUACCCCCGGAUGUGAUGGUUCCCCUAGUACGCACUAUUACGGACAACUUUGUGACUGAUCGUGCCUCGGCCGAGGCAAUCACGGUUGGUCUUAACACGAUCCGAGAGAUCUGUGCUCGAUGUCCUUACGCUGUGGAUGAAGAUCUACUUUCCGACUUAAUCAGUUACAAGUCUUAUCGCAAUAAAAAUGUUGUGGCCGCUGCUCGAUCUCUUAUCAGACUCUAUCGACAGAUCAACCCAGCCCUGCUACCCAAGCGCGAAAUUGGUCGACCCACGGUGGCCAUUAAGGAAGCCCUGGGCUUGGAGGGAAUCGACGUUACCGAUGUGGAUGCUCUUGCCGCUGCUGACAUGCCUGCACGCCAGUUUGGCAAACGUAAUGUCGCCACUGGGAUUGCGGGAGCGGAGGUCUUGGUUGAAAAGAAUGUCAGUGGUAAGAAGAGAAAGUUGGAUGACCACCAACAUGAAGACGGUGAUUGUGAUUGCCAUCGUGAACAUAAUGAAGAAGAUGAGGAUGAGGAGGUGAAACAAUCGAAAAAGAGAAGGAAGCUGGUGAGUGGUACGGAAGACAAUGAGGUGAAGCAUAAGAGUAUCGAAGGGAAAAGUACGUCUUCUGCAAAGAACAAGCCGGCCAAAAAGUUAACACCUGAAGAAAUUCUCGCUACACGUAUCCUUACUGAUGAGGACUUUGAGGCCAUCCGUAAGAGGCAGGCUGAAAAGAAGACCCUAUUUGCCGCUGCUGGUGGUCGUAAUAAGAAACGUGGAACCCAGCUUGUUAUUGAUGAAGAGGACCUUGCAGGAACCAAUAUUGACGGUGCUGAAAAUAGUGAUUCUGAUGUGGAUCCAGACGAGGCCAGCGGUCUAGUUUCAAUGAGGAAUAUAACCAAACUGGUGAAGCGUGCACACUCCACCAAAGCUGAUCGUAUGGAAUCUGUUGAGGAGGGUCGAGAAGGAAGAAAGAAAUAUGGUUUCCAGGUAAAUCGAAUGAACCCACAUGCAAGUACAACGAAUAGGGAAAAGAGGAAGAAUAAGGCCUUCCAGAUGAUCAAACACAAGGCACGCAGGAAGGUCAAACGUAGUUUUCGUGAGAAGCAAGUUGCUUUGCGGGAUCAUUUGAAGAAAUUCAGCAAGAACUUCCGCCAUUAA
This is a messenger RNA of Rodentolepis nana, 2250 nucleotides long. NCBI's taxonomy places the organism in Eukaryota, Metazoa, Platyhelminthes, Cestoda, Cyclophyllidea, Hymenolepididae. The record is from the annotation of a GenBank genome assembly.